AUGUGGGGCCAAAGUGUCCCUAGCCAUCUGAAGCGUCUCUAUGGGUGCCAUGGUGCCUCGAAGGUGGUCCAAUGCCCUGCAGCAUUGCAAGAGCUUUUCGAGAUAUUCCCCGAGGAUCGCCCAGCGAUGCUGCAGGUGGCAGGUGAGCGUGGGGACUGGCGGCAGGUCCUGGCAUUGCAUGCGCAAUCUGUCGAUGAAACACCUUUCGAAGAGAAAGGUGAGCUGUACCGAAACACCGCCACAAAUUUGGUGAGCGCGCAACAGUGGAACAGGGCUUUGCGCCUGAUUGAAGAGUUUCGGGAACAGUGCUCCCCAUCACAAUUUUGGGAGAACCGAAUUGGUGGCCUCAUGCUCUCGGUGUAUUCGCGGUGGGGCUCUUGGCCUGAGAUUCUCCAAGUUCUCCAGGAAGGGCAAACCUACCCUGAUACGAUAACUGCCAGCGAUCGCUGUGAGGCAAUGCUGGCUCUCGCCCAACAGGAUUGGCAACGAGCAUUGGAGGUCAUGGAGAUGAGUAGAGGUUUUGGCGAGCGCGGCAAGGAAACAUACAUUGCUGGAAUGAAUGCUUGGGCUUCAGGGCGUCAUUGGGAAAAGGUUUUUGACAUGUUCCGCGAGAUUGAAGAGACUUUAAAGGACAAAGACGUCUUUGAAGGAGCCCUGUCGGCCUGCUACAAAUUGUGCCGAAGUGACGACAACCCAGCUCCAGUGGCUGCUGCAAUGUCUUUCCUGAUUCGUGAGAUGUGUGGACGGAGUAUGCCUCCAUCUGACCGGUAUCGAAACAUGGACACUCGGGCCGGAUAUCCCGAAGAUGCAUUGCGUCUUUUGCUCGAAGCGCAGGAGAUUCCAGAGGAUCCUUACAGCUUUGAGGAAGCACUGAAGGCAUGUGCCCAAUGUGGUGAAUGGCAAUGGUCUGCUACGGCGGUGAACAUGGUGAGCCUCUACAACAAAGUCAUCACAUCCUUUGCAAAGGAAGGUGAGUGGCGGAGAGCCUUGCAGCUCUUGCAUGAAAUGCCUGGAAAGCAGGUCGAGCUUGAUGUGCACUCCUACGGCUGUCAGGACAUUAAUCCCGACGUCUCGUCGUUCAAGACUGCGGUUGCCAAGCUCAGCUUUCUGUGCACUCAGCUGUUGCAGCUUGCAGAGGAAAGCCGCUCGGCCAAAAUUUGGGCAAGAGCGUCACUUGCCACAGUGCUCGCAGUCGCAGCGCCGCCAAGGAUGCAGCUCUUGCUAGAAGCUGCCAAACCUGGGCAAAAGCGGCGCCAGAAGCUGCUGUAG
Molecule: messenger RNA, 1269 nt
Organism: Durusdinium trenchii
Lineage: Eukaryota; Dinophyceae; Suessiales; Symbiodiniaceae
Source: the annotation of a GenBank genome assembly